Molecule: messenger RNA, 2405 nt
Organism: Dermatophagoides farinae (American house dust mite)
Lineage: Eukaryota; Metazoa; Arthropoda; Arachnida; Sarcoptiformes; Pyroglyphidae
Source: RefSeq, a predicted model, not a curated record
UCUUGUUGUUGUUGGUGUCCAUACAAACAAUUUUUUCAUACGAAAUUCGAUGACAAGAAUCAGGAAGCCAAAAUUCUUAAUCAUCAUGUAAAAUAAUUUGCGAUUAAUUUGGAGAAAAAAAGCACGAAAUAAGUCUCCAUUCACAGAUUUUUAUUAUUGCUGCCGAUAAAAUUUAUUUAUAUCAUAAUCAUAAUGACAACCAUAAUAUUAUACAUCCUUUCAACAUUUAUAAUUGUGUUUGAUUGUAUAUUACAGUCACAGUCACAGUCACAGUCACAACAACAACAACAACGUCCAACAGGUUUCUUUCUACAUCAUGAACAUCAAACACCUAGAUUUUCAUAUUCCUAUACAAUCAAUCACUUAAAGAAAUUGAAAAAUAAUGAUAGGUCAUCAUUGAAUAAUGAUUUGAUAAGCCAGCCAUCAUCACAGUCAUUAUCGACACGAAUAAAUCACCGCACAUCAUCCAUCAUCAAUAAUCAUCAUCGACAACAUUUUGGAUCUCAAAUUAACCAACGUCUUUAUCCAUAUCUGGAGAAACCAUUUCAACGUUUGUGUUUACAACAAUCAAAAUUUCAUCGUGGAUUCUAUGUUGGACGAUCUAAUGAUGGUAAACAUUGUUACUAUGUUUGUCCGGAUAAUCCACAAAAAAUACCGAUCGGUCAGGUUAAUUAUUUUUGUUGCCGUUCAGGAUUUGGUUUUGAUUUUCAAACCAAAGUCUGUAUUAAAACACAAUCAUUAAAUCCUUUACGUCCAUCAUGGCCUACACAAUCAAAUGAUAGAACUCCUUCAACAAAACCGAAAUGUAUCGAUGGUGAAACCAAACCUCAUCCAUUUGAUUGCCAACGAUAUUAUCGUUGUUUGUUCAAUCAUAAAUUUGUCGAAAUGAAAUGUCCAUUUGAAUUCGGUUGGAAUCCAAUGCACAAAAUAUGCGAUCCAACCUAUAGACAACAAUGUCGACGACCAAUAUUGAAAGCGAAACCACCGAUGACAAAAAAUGAUAAUUAUCCAGUGAUAAAAUCAAAAUGGCCAUCAAAAUCCAUUGUAAAUCGAUUUUGGACAAAAUUCAAUGAAAGGCCACAAUUACCACCGCUUAAGCCAUCGAUAAAAAAUGUUGGAAAAAAACGACAAAAUCAUCGACCGUCUACAUCGGAUGACAUCGAUCAAAAUUCAAUUGAACCACAACAACAACAACAACAACUCGACGAUGAAGAUGAUGACGAAGAACGUCAACGCAAUAAUGUUCCAUGUCCUAUGAAUCGAUGGCAACGUAAAUUUUUCCUUCAACAUUAUGGUCGUGAUUGUAUUUCUAAUGAUAAUGAUAAUAGCAUCAAUGAUGGUGGCAAUACUUUGUCGGUGGCAACUAAAACUAUUUCAUCGAUAAAUAAUUCAACAAUCAAUAAUUCACAACCACCUUUUAGACGGCGUCAGCCAUUGUUUGGUACAAAAACACGUCCAGACGACGAUAAUAAUGGAAGAAAAACAACAAAACGAAAAUUCUGGCAACGAAGACGCCCAAAAUCUACUACAACAACAACAACUACUACCACCACUACAACCACAACAACGACGACGACGACAACCACACCUCCCUCUAUCAAAGAGACAAAACCAAUCAAUUUUCCUGACACUUAUUCACCGGGAUUGAUCCCGGAAUUAACUAUUAAUCCAUCCAUCACUAGUUCGACAACUGAAUCUAUUGAAAUAAUGACGCAACCAUCGACUAUGUCUACGGAAAUUGAACGAGAAACAUCGAUCACAACCACUACUGAAACUCCCAUGACAACCGUAUCGGAAACAGAAGAACUUAGUACAUUACCAACAACAACUGAAACAAACGAACAAUCGAGCAUGGAUUUAACGACGACCUUGCCUUUGGAAACAUUUGAAACAACAACGAAAUCUAAUGAUAUUGGAGAAGAAUCAUUAUCACCCACAACACUUACAACAAUGACUCCAGAAAAUCUUAUGACACAUACCGAUAGUAUUGAAAGAGAAGACGAUACAACAUCGACGACUACAGGAUCAACAACGACUGAAAUGACAACAAUAGAAACAACCACUAUCGAAAUUCGUGAACCAUUAAUAUUCGAAGAGAAUGCCCAUUGCUAUGAACCGACAGCUCGUUAUAAAGAUAAUGAGGAUUGUCAAUGUUUUUAUGAAUGUCAAUUCAACAAACGAUUAACAAGAAAUUGUUGUCCAGAUGGUCUGUUUUUCAAUCAAAUUGAUUAUGAGCCCAGUAUCAACGGAACAGAUAUGUCAGAUGAAUCAGAAUCUGAAACAGCAUAUUGUGAUCUAAUUGAAAAUGUAGAUUGUAAAACCAUUAUUCAGUAAGUAAACUUUAUGGCUAGAAAAAGUUGGAAAAACUUCCCGGAAAUUUGAAUAAAAUAUAAUCGAAACCGACA